ACCGCCCUUCACUACUAACCUGAAUCACACAGAAAAAUGAAUUAGAGAAAGGGAUCACCCACUAAAAUGAAAAAUUAUACUCAACCUAUGGUGGUGAGUGGUGAGCUUCUUUCUUUUCUUCUUUGAGAACACAGCCAAGGAGAAGCCAUUAUUCCUUUCUUCCCUCCGCUAUCCUACUCUAGUUUCUCAACUACAUUAGUUUCCAGACUCCCAAGAAGAGGAGAGAGGCACUCCUCCACUCUGCUCUGCUAUGACAACCACCAAAGCCACCAGCGAAAGGCGCAGCCUUUGACCCGCUCCUCGCUCCGUCGCCGUCGUCAUGGCCGCAGACGCCACCACCACCACCACCACCUCCUCCUCCAACCUCCCACCGGCCCUCCCGGCCUCGCGCCAGGACAUCCAGGCCGCCGUCGCCAAGGCCGCCGAGCUGCGCGCGCUCCACGCCGCGCUCCUCCAGGACGGAGACAAUGCCGGCGCGUGCGCCGCCUCCUACGCCAAUGCCAGUUGCAGCCCGGCCGUCAUUCGCCUUACGGCCGCGGGUGCCGCCGAGGACUACCCCGUGUUUGUUCCGACUCAUGAUGAAGAGCCCUUGAGUGGAGUAAACGACAUUCGCCAAGACAACCGUAGCCUAUCUGAGAAUUGGAGAGGCAUUGGUUUGGACCAUGACGGCCUAGUAAACGAGGUGUCCUUCUCGGACUUAGACUAUCACAACACCUUCUCUUCGUCAAACAGCGAGCUACAUUUCUUUUCAUCAAACCAGCCUCUCCGGAAUAAGAUUGCUUGUAGAAACCAUCCUUCCUUCCUUCAGCCUGCCCUCUCUGCUGACAGUUUGCUCAGGUCGGCCAGCAGGACAGGCUUCACUGAAUUUAAAGCUGUUGUGACCUGCAAUACCUGCAAGUCUGCAAUUAUCAGCAGGGACUCUGAAACUGAUGCCAAGGCUCUGAAGAACCUCAAUAGCACAGCGCCGCUAUCCAACUACCAUCGUGCUGUCUUUUCUCGGACCAGACACAAAGGGCCGCAUAUCCUCUCAUGGCUCUUACCAAAGUCAAAGAGGAAACUGAAAGCAGACAUGUCACCGAACACUAUCCAAUGCGAGAACAUGUCACAACUUCUGAAGGAAUGGGGGAUGUUGUCACUAGACUCCCUGAAGAAAGAGGUUGUUGAGGCCAAUGAGCAUAGAGACGCAGCUCUGCAAGAAGUGUCAGACAUUAAAUCAUCCAUAGGAGAACUGACUACCAAGCUAGUGAACUUGGAAGCAUACUGCUCAGAACUGAAGAAGGCUCUAAAGCAAGCAACGAGCGCAAAGAACAUGCAAUUGCACUCAAAGAGAUCAGCAAGAUCAGUUGGUGUCAGCAGAGACAAUUCCUUGCCUGUCAGUAAUGAAGUAAUGGUGGAAGGGUUUUUACAGGUAGUAUCCGAGGUCCGUCUUUCCAUAAAACAGUUCUGCAAGGUACUAAUCCAACAAGUUGAAGAUGCUGACAACGGACUAUCAGAUAAGCUAAACUUACUCCUACAACCGUAUCAAAUCAAGCUCAAUGACAAGCAUCCGAAAGCAGUUCUGUAUCAUCUCGAAGCUCUGAUGAACCAAGAAAUGUAUCGAGACUUUGAGAAUUGCUCAUUCCAGAAGAACGGGUCACCCAAGUGCCUCGACCCUAAGCAAGAUCGCCAGGAGAACUUUGCUUCAUUUGUCGCUCUGCGCAACCUGAGCUGGAACGAGGCCUUGAAGAAGGGCACCAAGUACUACUGCGAGGACUUCAGCCGUUUCUGCGACCAGAAGAAGAGCUGCAUCGUGUCCACCCUGAACUGGUCAUGGCCGUGGGCCGAGCAGCUGCUGCAGUGCUUCUUCGUGGCAUCCAAGUGCAUCUGGUUGCUCCACCUGCUGGCGUUCUCCUUCAGCCCACCACUGACGGUACUUCAGGUCGAGGAGAACCGCGCGUUCGAUCAGAUGUACAUGGAAGACAUACUGCUCGACAAACAACGAUCGCAGAACAGCCCAUCUCAGGUAAAGAUCAUGGUGAUGCCUGGGUUCUAUGUCCAAGAUCGGGUGCUCAAAUGCAGAGUGCUCUGCAGGUACUGUUAGAUCCAUAGCAAAUAUUAAUGCUGAUUGGAGGUGCCUCUAGGUUUCUUUUGACUGAUUGUUAGUGUGAUAUAGUAGCAUUUAUUCUGCUAAGUUUGCAAAGUACUAUACAGGAAUGCCAGAAUGUAGUUUUGACCGUUCACGUGCUUGUCAA
This is a messenger RNA of Phragmites australis (common reed), 2231 nucleotides long. RefSeq names its product IRK-interacting protein-like. Lineage: Eukaryota; Viridiplantae; Streptophyta; Magnoliopsida; Poales; Poaceae. The coding region runs from base 320 to 2080 and encodes 586 amino acids. The record is from RefSeq and is a predicted model, not a curated record. The transcript is spliced from 2 exons.